AAAAGUGGGUAAUGAGAAACAACAAUUUCAUCUUUCAUCAAAAUCCGAAUUUCAUUCUACUUUCUACUGUUUCCAAUUAAAGUUUAAACACUGAGUAAUUUGUAUCUCAUACCAUAGAAAUAUAUUAGAAUUAAAACUAUUUUCCGUAAAAUUUCUUUUCUAUGAAUAACCUCAUAUACCAGUAACUCUUAUUUGUAUUUAAAAUUUCAUUACAAAUUUGUUUUUUUAAUGUUUCUUUUAGUGUUAUUGACAACAGCUUAUUAUGUUAUGUUUUCACAUUUAACUUCUAUAUUUUUUAUUUUAACUAUCUAAACUAACGAAAUAAUGGCUAAAAUGGGUUUCAUACAAACGAUACCAGGCGAAGUCUUAUUAGAUGAUGAUUAUCCCAUUGAAACAAUAACCAAUAUUGCUCCGCCGUUUCCUGAUGUAAAAGGGGCCAAUCAUGAAAACGAUGAAUAUAAAGAAAACCUUGAAGAAUAUGUUAAAUGUGUUAAGGAAGGAUCCUACUAUUCGCUUCGAGAUCCUAGAUUUCUUUUACCUGGGGAAUAUUAUAUUAUCGAAAAAGGUGACAGUUUCGAGAUAUUGGAGGAUAUAAAGAGAGAUGGUAAUACUAUGGAAGUGGAAAAAUUAAUAAAAGCUUAUGAUUGUGGAGAAAAAUCAAAAACUGAUCUGGUUCCAGAUGAUGUGAUUUUCAAAAAACCAUGGCCAGUUUCGAAAACAAAAGUGCUCAAGAAAAAAAUGAAAAAAACCCAAAAAAAAACUGAUCCUGUGAGUAAAGUUGCUACACCAAGUAAAACUAGCCAUGUGAGCAAAGUUGUUACACCAAGUAAAACCAGAAACUUUGAAACUAGUAAUGCUCAAUGUUCGACAGGACCCAGCAAAAAAUCAAAGAGACGAUCUCUUUUCAAUCCAGAUUUAUUCGAGUUUACAAAAGAUUUUACCGAACUUUUUGGCAAAAAUUUAGAGUAGAAUUAACUUAAAAUCAAAAAAAUUUUGAAAAAUCAAAUUGGUACUUGAGCUUAUUUGAUUAUCCUUUCAGAUGAUGAUUAGCAUCACCUUCAUCUGAACUUAUGGAUAUACUUCUUGGAUAUGAAUGAUAAAAUGUGCUAUCAGAAAGACAGGAGUUAAUCCAAAUUGUGAGAACUGGAUUAAUAUAUUUGUUGACUUUAGUUUGUUAAUAUUUUUUGUUGAAUCUCACUUAUUCUGUUUUAUAUAACAAUGUAAAAUUCAUCAAGGAUAUAAUUUUUUGACUUCAUAUUAUGUUGGCUGUUACUUGAUAGGAAUCCAUUGCAUUGUAUUAUAUCAUUAACUACUGUGUUAUUAGUUUGUAAGAAUUUUAUUAAAACACCUGAAUACAAAUGAAUGCACAAAAUGAAAACUUUACAAUUUUGUUAUUCUUGUAAAUUAUACAAUUGAAAUGAA
Molecule: messenger RNA, 1422 nt
Organism: Harmonia axyridis
Lineage: Eukaryota; Metazoa; Arthropoda; Insecta; Coleoptera; Coccinellidae
Exons: 6
Coding region: 325-969 (214 amino acids)
Source: RefSeq, a predicted model, not a curated record